This is a messenger RNA of Pelobates fuscus (common spadefoot toad), 5263 nucleotides long. RefSeq names its product zinc finger RNA binding protein (gene ZFR). Lineage: Eukaryota; Metazoa; Chordata; Amphibia; Anura; Pelobatidae. The record is from RefSeq and is a predicted model, not a curated record. Gene Ontology annotation, cellular component: precatalytic spliceosome. The transcript has 21 exons. Gene Ontology annotation, molecular function: double-stranded RNA binding; zinc ion binding; single-stranded RNA binding. The coding region runs from base 171 to 3368 and encodes 1065 amino acids.
ACCGUGCGUGGUCCGGUCAGACGUCAGUUCCUGUCGGAGAGAUUUCCAGAGAAGGACGCGAGUACGAGCGGGCAGGUUGCGCAUAAGGACAGUGAAUUUACUUGCCUUUUUCUGAGAGUUAUGACCAGGAACUGAAGUUUCUGUCAUUCUGUUACCGUAAAGAAGAACAGAUGAUUCCCAUAUGCCCAGUAGUUUCCUUCACCUAUGUGCCAAGCCGGCUUGGUGAAGAGGCCAAGAUGGCUACUGGCAACUACUUUGGAUUUGCCCAUGGUGGAGCUGCUCAGUAUAGCCAACAGCCAGCAUCUGGGAUGGCUUAUUCACAUCCAACUACAGUGGCAAGCUAUACAGUCCACCAGGCUCCAGUAGCUGCUCACACGGUUACUGCAGCCUAUGCUCCAGCAGCUGCCACUGUUGCCGUCGCUCGUCCUGCCCCAGUUGCUGUUGCAGCUGCUGCUACAGCCGCUUAUGGUGGAUAUCCAACUGCUCAUUCUGCGACAGACUAUGGAUAUACUCAGAGGCAGCAGGAAGCUCCACCUCCACCUCCACCAGUCACAACACAAAAUUAUCAGGAUUCAUAUUCUUAUGUCCGCUCCACUGCUCCUGCUGUAGCUUAUGACAGCAAGCAGUAUUACCAGCAACCUGCUGCAGCAGCAGCUGCUGCUGUUGCCGCCCAGCAACAACCAUCUGUGGCAGAAUCCUACUAUCAGACAGCUCCUUUCGCCUUGUCUCUUCCAGUUGCCCCCAAGGCUGGUUACAGCCAGGGAGCUGCACAGUACACACAGGCUCAACAGACACGACAAGUGACGGCAAUCAAACCUGCUAAUCCCAGCCCUGCAACAACUACUUUCUCUAUAUACCCUGUUUCCUCUACUGUGCAGCCUGUUGCAGCUGCAGCCACUGUAGUUCCUUCUUACACACAGAGUGCCACCUACAGUACAACUGCUGUUACAUACUCUGGUGCAACAUACUCUGGGUAUGAGGCAGCAGUAUAUUCAGCUGCAUCUUCUUACUAUCAGCAGCAGCAACAACAGCAAAAGCAAGCAGCCGCUGUGGCAGCAGCUGCAGCUACCGCUGCAUGGACAGGGACCAAUUUUACAAAAAAAGCUCCAUUUCAGAAUAAACAACUAAAGCCGAAACAACCUCCCAAACCACCUCAGAUCCACUACUGUGAUGUGUGUAAGAUCAGCUGUGCUGGACCUCAGACCUACAAGGAACAUUUGGAAGGGCAGAAACACAAGAAAAAGGAAGCAGCUUUAAAGGCUUCUCAGAAUACAAGCAGCAGCAGUACAGCAGUCCGUGGCACCCAAAACCAGCUACGAUGUGAGCUCUGUGAUGUUUCCUGCACAGGGGCAGAUGCAUACGCUGCUCACAUCAGAGGAGCUAAGCACCAGAAGGUUGUGAAACUGCACACAAAACUGGGUAAACCCAUUCCCUCAACUGAACCAAAUGUUGUCAAUCAGUCUGUAACCUCAGCAGCUGUGUCGAAACCAGCAGCCUCAACAGGCGCUACAUCCAGCACGAACGGCAAUUCCUCGGUCACCACAUCUACUGUGAAACUGCUCACCUCUUCUUCCGGCUCCUCUCUUAGUGCCACAAGCAACAACAAGAUAUCCAGCCUCUCCUCCAGUAGCAUUGUGAAGAAAGUAACCACGCCAAAAAUAACCUUUGUAGGUGGCAACAAACUACAGUCAACUGGUAAUAAAAUAGAUGACUGCAAAAUGGCAGAUAACCCUAAGGUAGUUUCUAAUGCCACAGUGCAGUCACAAGAGGCAAAGAUCGACCCAAUGUCAGAUGCUGCUCAGACUCUUGCUGCUUUGCAAAGUGAUGUACAGCCUGUUGGUCAUGAUUAUGUUGAGGAGGUGCGAAAUGAUGAAGGAAAAGUUAUCAGAUUUCACUGCAAACUUUGCGAGUGCAGCUUUAAUGAUCCAAAUGCAAAGGAAAUGCAUUUGAAAGGAAGGAGACAUCGACUGCAAUACAAGAAAAAAGUUAAUCCAGAGUUACAAGUGGAAGUAAAGCCUAGCAUUCGCGCUAGGAAGAUUCAGGAGGAGAAGAUGCGCAAACAGAUGCAAAAAGAAGAGUACUGGAGACGACGCGAGGAAGAGGAGCGAUGGAGGAUGGAAAUGAGACGCUAUGAAGAAGAUAUGUACUGGCGGCGAAUGGAAGAAGAGCAACAUCACUGGGAUGAUCGACGGAGACCAGAUGGAGGUUAUCCACACGGACCUCCAGGGCCCCCAGGGUUACUGGGAGUUCGACCAGGAAUGCCACCUCAACCUCCGGGACCAGCACCCUUAAGAAGACCAGACUCCUCUGAUGAUCGUUAUGUUAUGACCAAGCAUGCAGCAAUUUACCCAACAGAAGAAGAACUGCAAGCUGUCCAAAAAAUUGUAUCUCUCACAGAACGAGCCCUCAAACUUGUAUCUGAUACUAUGGCUGAACAGGACAAGAGUAAGACCAAGGAAAGUGAUGAGAAGAAGGAACCUGUUAAAGAGAGGGCUUUAAAAGGAGUCUUGCGUGUUGGUGUGCUAGCUAAAGGUUUACUGCUACGUGGUGACCGGAAUGUCAGCUUGGUACUUCUAUGUGCAGAAAAGCCGACUAGAACACUGCUGACUCGUAUUGCCGAAAAUCUGCCUAAACAACUUGCAUUAAUAAGCUCUGAAAAGUAUGAAGUCACUUGCUCUCUUCAGGAAGCAGCGAUUGUACUGAAUUCGUGUGCGGAGCCUAAAAUGCAAGUUACAAUAACCCUUACCUCUCCGGUGAUAAGAGAAGAAAACAUGAGAGAUGGAGAUGUAACCUCGGGUAUGGUGAAAGACCCACCGGACGUCUUGGACAGGCAAAAAUGCCUUGACGCUCUGGCUGCUCUACGCCACGCUAAGUGGUUCCAGGCUAGAGCCAACGGUCUGCAAUCCUGUGUCAUAAUCAUCCGUAUUCUCCGUGAUCUCUGCCAACGUGUGCCCACAUGGUCAGAUUUUCCCAGCUGGGCCAUGGAGUUACUGGUGGAGAAGGCAAUCAGCAGCUCUUCAGGACCUCAGAGUCCAGGGGAUGCUUUAAGAAGAGUGUUUGAAUGCAUUUCAUCUGGUAUAAUCUUAAAAGGUGGUCCCGGAUUACUUGACCCAUGUGAAAAAGAUCCUUAUGACACUUUGGCCACUAUGACAGAUCAACAACGAGAAGAUAUUACUUCUAGUGCGCAGUUUGCACUGAGACUGCUUGCGUUCCGACAGAUCCACAAAGUGCUCGGCAUGGAUCCACUGUCUCAGAUGAACCAGCGUUUCAACAUACAUAACAACCGCAAGAGAAGGCGAGACAGUGAUGGUGUGGAUAGCUUUGAAGCAGAAGGGAAGAAAGAUAAAAAGGACUAUGAUAACUUCUAAAAUGCACUGAAAUAUCUAGGCUCCUAUAUUCGUGCAGAACUUCCCUGAAAUACAUUUCCACAUGUAGGUUGUUUGAUCAGGUCUUUUGUGGGGUAUCUAGUACCAAAACUGCCAUUCUAGCCUGUUACAGUUACACUACUCUAGAUCUUGAUAAAUAACCCAGCUAGAUGUUUAAUUUUUCUUUUUAAAUAUUUGUAUAGAGUUGUUUAUUUUUCUUUCUCCCUAAUAAAUAAAUCUCCAAACACCAUCCUAUCCUUAUUUCUUACACAUCUAUUUGUGAUCCUGUACCCCUUCUGUUUGGAUAGGAUAAUUUCCAGUAACAUAUUGGGCUGUAGUGCUCACCUGUUAUUGUAGUGUUUUAUCCAAUAGUAACACUUAAUUUUCUGCUCUCAUUUAGGUCACUGAAUUAUUAUUUUUUUAAAGGACUAUGAUAAAGGGAAAGCUUCCCUUCUUAAGUUGUUAGUUAAUUUGUAUUCGAUAUUGGCAUGAACAGUUUCUUGUUUAUUUUGAUUUUUUUUUUGUUCUCCUGUAUAUUGGAACACCUGCAUAUAAGUACACUCCCAGUGUAUUUUGUUUUGCAAGGCUUAGAACACAGUCAGACUGUCCUUAUCCCCAAUUGACUCUACUAUGUUUAAGUGUUUCUGCAAAUGUUGUGACUUUUGUCUCAACAGUAGGCGUAACUAAGGCAGCUUCCUGUCAACUUGUCAUUUAUUUUGUUGUGCUAAAGACUGAUUUAAAAAAGUAAUAUAUAACUAUGGUAUGGUCUUUAAAAGAAAUAAUAAUUUGCUACAUAUUGGCUGCAUGGGUUUUUCUCCCUUUUUUUGUUGUUGUGUAAAAUGACUUUUAAAGCUUGUAAUAAGUAUUUUUCUCUUUUUGCUAAUGUGAAUACAUUCAAGUUGUAUGUGGCUUACCACCUGCAUCUUUCUCUGGCCAUACCACUCAUUAUGUAGGAAGGCAUUUCAGUAACCCAGGCUGUCGAUUUGCAAUGAAACCUAUUUAAGACUUUGACCUGAUUUGAGUUAUUAGAGCGGUUUGCAUGAUAUUUAAUGCAGUAGCAAUUCUUGCUUUAGUUGCAUAGAUUGAUAUUUGGCAUACACCAAAAAGUUAAAGUGCACCUAGCUAGAAAAAUCUAGGCAUAUUCUGUAAAACACUAAUUUGUAUUAGUAUUUUUAAUUUUGUUUUCCAUUUUAAUUUUGCAGCUUUGGGUUCACGUUAGAAGUGGGCAAAUGAAUAAGUCCAUCAGAGUUUUAAUUUACAAAUAAUGCCCCACGUGAGUUAAUCAGAAUCAAUUGUCCAUUAUAGACAUUAUGUAUAACAUAGCUAGUUGCUUUUUUCUAAAAAUGCACAUUUAAAUUUGCAUCCCAUUUUUUUUUAAUCCAGUUUUUAAACUCCAUGCUGGCUGAUAACUUUUCAAACCUCAUAAAAGCUGUGGUAAUUUUAGCAUGCAUCAUCUAAACUGCAAGUAUGUUAUAUGUAUUUAAGUGAAGAACUUGGUAGACAGAGCAGGAUGUUCCUGUUCACACAUUACAAUAUUUAAAGUAAAUAGAUGUUUUGGGGCACCUUUUUACAAAUGACACUGAAUGUCUUCUCAAUAGGUUUCAUUGUAUGUCCUUAGAGACUGCCCCCUUCCUUUUGGCAUUCUGCACUUUAAUUACUAGUGCAUUGCUAUCACAUUUCCACUCUUUCUCUCUUCCAUUUAAGACCAUGUCUAAUCACAGCAACAGAGUAUUAAACUGUUAACAUUUAGAUGAUUACUUGGUCUGUCCUCCUUUCAUUAACUGUUAAGACCAUGGUGUAAUGUAGUUUGCAUUAUUUUGUUAAUGUAUGCUCUGGUACAGAUACCAUUUUGUUGUCACAGCAAUGCAGUGAAAUAAACCUAAAAGUUGACAAUCUAA